Messenger RNA from Pimephales promelas (fathead minnow), 2926 nucleotides. RefSeq names its product FIC domain protein adenylyltransferase (gene ficd). Lineage: Eukaryota; Metazoa; Chordata; Actinopteri; Cypriniformes; Leuciscidae. Gene Ontology annotation, molecular function: protein binding. The record is from RefSeq and is a predicted model, not a curated record.
ACUCUUUUCGCGGAAGUUGACGUUGCUAACAGCAGGGCAAACAUUUCUGAUCAUGUCCUUCAUUUAUAUUGAAAAUAACACGUCUAUAACCUAGAAGGUUUUCCAUUCUCGCAGGUUUUCAGUUUCAUGCUAGAAUGUCGGAUAUGUGGCCUGGGAAAUCUGGAUUCCUUGACUGAUGGCGGCUCUGGCAGUAUUUCGCCAUGCCAGCAGCAGUCCUCUGCUCUGGAGUUGGGGACCUGUUCUGUUUGUCCUUCUGGGAUCAGUAUGUAUUCUGUUGCUGCCUUUAGUGGGCAUAGAGGAGCGAUGCUGUGCCACACUGAAGGGUAUUGCUCUUUUGCGCUGCCAGCUGUGGGGGGGUGUCCAGCGGCCUGUGGUCCACACAACCAGCCUGACAGUCCCCUUCACAGCGCUAGACCUGCUGCCACAAAAACUCAAGCCCAGCAAAGAGACUCGGUUGGAGGCAAAGGCGGCUCUCCAGCAGGCUUUGGAGAUGAAGAAAAAUGGAAAAAGAGAGAAAGCUCAUAAGCUGCUAGUCCACGCACUCAACAUGAACCCUGAGUUUGUGGAUGCGCUCACUGAACUGGGAACUAUUCUGGAGGAAAAAGAUGUUGUCCAAGCUGACCACCUCUACACCAAGGCCCUCGCUAUCUCGCCCUGUAACGAGAAGGCCCUGGUAAGCAGGGAUCGCACGCUCCCUUUAGUAGAGGAAAUAGAUCAACGCCACUUUGGGAUCAUCGAUGGAAAGGUGCGACGUCUCAUGUCCAUCCCCAAGGGCAACUCUGCCUUGCGUCGGGUCAUGGAGGAGACCUACUACCAUCAUAUUUACCACACCGUUGCUAUCGAAGGCAACACGCUCACGCUAUCGGAGAUUCGCCAUAUUAUUGAGACCAGAUACGCUGUUCCAGGUAAGAGUCUUCAAGAACAGAAUGAGGCAAUUGGUGUAGAUGUAGCCAUGAAGUACAUCAACACCACCUUGCUGUCCCGUGCUGGAGCGAUCACUGUAAAUGACAUCCUCGAGAUCCAUCGGCGGGUUCUAGGCUACGCCGAUCCCGUGGAAGCCGGGCGAUUUCGUUCUAGCCAGGUGUUCGUGGGACAUCACAUCCCACCGCACCCGCAGGACUUAGACAGACACAUGCAGGAGCUGGUCCAGUGGUUGAACACUGAGGAAGCGUUGCAUCUACACCCGGUGGAGUUUGCAGCUCUCGCGCACUAUAAACUGGUUUACGUGCAUCCGUUUGUGGAUGGGAACGGACGGACGUCCCGUCUGCUCAUGAAUUUAAUUCUAAUGCAAGCUAGUUAUCCACCAAUCACCAUUCGGAAAGAGCAGAGAGUAGAGUAUUACGCCGCCCUGGAUACAGCCAACGAGGGUGACGUUAGGCCCUUUAUUCGAUUCAUUGCGAAAUGCACAGAAAUUACACUUGACACGCUACUGAUAGCCACAACCGAGCAUGCAGUUGGGCUGCCUGGGUCAAGUAAUCACGCCUGCCCUGACUGUAAACGCACCAUACCUGUGCAUAGCUGAAAGAUGUGUUGGUAGAUGGGAUAAGGUCGCACAUCCAUGUAAUUGAAGUGCCAUAUGGUCCAAAUCAGCCUCUGAAAUAAAUCAUUGUCUAACCUUAUACUGCUAGCUUGGGUCCUACAGAACAUGGACCAAUUGUGGAUCCAUUUUAAGUUUUUGUGUGUGUGUGUGUGUGUGUGUAUUUAAUGUGUACAGUAGCUAUAUUUGUUACAAAUCCUGUUUGUUUUUUGACCCUUUUACCGCUACAGCUUUGUAGUCAGUUUUAAUUAGAAAUGAAAGAAAAGCAUUUUCCUUGGAAAAAGAACAGGUCUGUGAAAUUUUGAAAGAUUGCAGGUCCAUUUAAUUUGGUUUGUUUUGGUUUUCAGAUGCUUUGCCAGCUGAAGUACAUUUAUUGUGAACUUGUUGAACAUUUUUCUCUCUUUAUAUACAGGGUGGCCGCGGGUCAUUAAAAAGUAUUAAAAAGUCUUAAAUCAAUUUUCCUAAAAAUAAGGCCUUAAAAAGUAUUACAUUGUCUUAAAUUCAGAUUGGAUAGGUCCUAAAUAUGUUAGUCAUGUCACCGCAAAGAUGCAGGCAAAGGUAAUUGUUCUGCCAGCCAGGUCAAAUAUUUUCUACAAGUAACGUAACCUGUGUGUGAGACACGCAGGUGCGAUCAUACAGUGGAGUCAUGAAAAACAUCCUUCAUUUUGUUCAGGACAACAUUCAGUCUGCAAAGUGUUUACUUAUAUUUGUGUAGGCCUAUACUCGCAUUAAAAAACACUUUUAAAAGCAAAACGUAUGUAUCCAACCCCUGUUUGAAACAGUCUGUGUGUUGUAACGUCUGUCAGAGUUUGAGGUCCCAGAAGAAGAAUAGGAAAGACAGUGCAAACGAACUGGUUGUUCUACGAGUCCUUUUAUAGUUGCUUUCUUUGUUAAGCACACUCUUCACAUACAUGUCGAAAGAGCGGAUGAUAACAGGUUAAAGAAAACACUCUGUAAAACGCUGCAAAUCAAAGUGGAAGUAAACGCAAAACAACAUCCCGCGAUAGAUCGGUCAUCGUCUUCCUCUUUGCGCGAGUGUUUUGAGAUGCGCCUCGCCUAGCCUGCAAUGUAAUCGAGAGUAGGCGGCUGCAGUGAGAGGAGUGAAAAAAAGCGCAGGCAAGACGGACAAAUCUCGGUUCUCGAAGUGGGUCUGACACCUGUGAGAUCAAAGUCUGAUAUCGCGGGAUUCACGCUUGUGCAUGUGUUGCUAAUAAACUGGAUGUAACGUUAGGUUUCUGACCUGUUGCUUUUAUAUGAAAAGAAAUAUAAUGAACAAGACAAAAGUACUUGUUAUUUAAUUAUAUUCCAAAUAUGUGUUUAUCAAUAUUUUUUUCUUUAAUACAGAUAUGUGUUUGUAUAUAUUGUUUUUUAAUAAAAAUAUCAUGUUUA